Messenger RNA from Pseudoliparis swirei, 1146 nucleotides. Its product is annotated as claudin-4-like. The record is from RefSeq and is a predicted model, not a curated record. Gene Ontology annotation, cellular component: plasma membrane; bicellular tight junction. Gene Ontology annotation, biological process: bicellular tight junction assembly; cell adhesion. The coding region runs from base 95 to 718 and encodes 207 amino acids. The transcript has a single exon. Gene Ontology annotation, molecular function: structural molecule activity. NCBI's taxonomy places the organism in Eukaryota, Metazoa, Chordata, Actinopteri, Perciformes, Liparidae.
CUCUUGGGAAUCUCUGGAACAAGACUUCACUGACUUCAAGCGACACCUUUGGACCUUGUUCCUUUUUUGAUUUGGGACGACUUAGCAAGAAGACAUGGUGUCUGCCGGCUUUCAGAUGAUGGGCACUGCCCUCUGCAUUAUUGGCUGGAUCGGGGUCAUCAUAGUCUGCGCCCUCCCCAUGUGGAAGGUGACAGCAUUCAUCGGCACUAGCAUCAUCACGGCUCAAACCACCUGGCAGGGCAUCUGGAUGACCUGCGUGGUCCAGAGCACGGGCCAGAUGCAGUGCAAGGUCUACGACUCCAUGCUGGCCCUUACCUCGGACGUCCAGGCCGCCCGCGCCCUCAUGAUCAUCUCCAUCCUGCUCGGCGUCGUAGGCAUCCUUCUCGCCAUCGCGGGGGGAAAGUGCACCAACUGUGUGGAUGAUGAGGCGCUCAAAGCCAAAAUCGGCGUGGCGUCCGGUGUGAUCUUCAUCCUCACCGGCCUUCUGUGCCUCAUCCCUGUGUGCUGGACGGCAAACACCAUCGUUCAGAACUUCUACAACCCGUUGAUAAUGAGCUCUCAGAAGAGGGAGCUGGGAGCUGCGCUCUUCAUCGGCUGGGGGGCCUCAGGCAUCCUCAUCCUGGGUGGAGCACUCCUCUGUGCCAACUGCCCUCCCAAGGAUAAGUACUCCGCCAAGUACUCUGCUACCCGUCCAAACGCGCCCAAGGACUUUGUCUGAGGGAGUAAGAGCCAAAGAGACUGAGGGGGAAGACAUGAGUCAAAUGCUUUGAGGUCCAUGAAAUGGAUUCACGUUGCAUUUCAAUUUCACAGGGAUUUUAUUGUGCUCACAGUUUAGUUUGAUGCUUUCAUAUUGACUUACAGCACUUUAAGAUGUGUCUCAUCAGCGCCAACAGGGGGAGAUGUGCACCACGCCCAAACCAAGUGGACCGAGUGAUACACUGCUUAAUCAGUGGGAGAGAGACAAGUGUAGACAUCUUUGUGUGUACUUGAUCCGCAUUUAACUUGAUUUGAAUUAUUGUUUUUUAAAAUGUUUUUUGUUGUUGUUUUCAUCCAUUAUGUUCCCUUUUACAUAUUUCAUUUCAAACUGUUUAUUAUAUGUGACUGUCUGAAACUGUAAAUAAAGAUUCUUUUUUUUAUCAACACUGA